Molecule: messenger RNA, 750 nt
Organism: Dermacentor silvarum
Lineage: Eukaryota; Metazoa; Arthropoda; Arachnida; Ixodida; Ixodidae
Product: glutathione S-transferase Mu 6
Exons: 3
Coding region: 117-620 (167 amino acids)
Biological process (GO): glutathione metabolic process
Molecular function (GO): glutathione transferase activity
Source: RefSeq, a predicted model, not a curated record
GGAGAGCACCGGAUCGCGGCGUCGACAGACAACGCAGCCGGCGUUGGUGUCAGCUCGCGCCACAUACUCGCAGGAACCGACGUGAUCGCUCCAGCCUGGGAGGCGAGAGGGCAGUUAUGGCGCCAAAAGUGCUCGGCUACUGGGACAUCCGAGGGCUCGGCGAGCCCAUCCGCUACUUGCUGGCCCACGCCGGAGUCCCCUACGAGGACAAGAGGUACUCCUACGGUAAGGGACCGGAGCCCAGUCGAGACGAGUGGCUCGCAGAGAAGUACAAGCUGGACCUUGACUUUCCCAACCUGCCAUACCUGAUCGAUGGCGACGUGCGGAUGACGCAGAGUCAGGCCAUCCUUCGCUACUUGGGACGCAAGCUCGGCCUGGUACCAAAGGACGAAGAAACAUUGCGGCGGGUUGACAUGCUUGAGCACCAGGUGGUGAAAACUCUCGGGCCGAGCACAUUCCGGAAGGGCUACCCUGUCCUCGAGGAAUAUUGCCAGCGCGUCGCAGCUCUGCCGGGUCUAAAGCAGUACCUUGCUUCGGACCGCUUCAAGCCCUGGCCAAUCUGGAGUCCCUACGCCAAGGCACUGUCUGCGCACAGCAAGCCCCCCGCCGAUGAUUGCUGAGGGAUAGCAGAGGAUGCGACGGCUUGAAUGCCAUGCGCCGAGAAUGGCAGUGUUCCAUGCUGAACACAGUAGUUUAAUAACAUUGAAUCGAUGAACGUGAGCUCAGUGUUCCUUCAUUUUUUAAUAAAAC